Pristis pectinata (smalltooth sawfish) is the source of this 2863-nucleotide messenger RNA. RefSeq names its product lysosomal-associated transmembrane protein 4A-like. The record is from RefSeq and is a predicted model, not a curated record. Bases 56 to 778 code for a protein of 240 amino acids. The transcript has 7 exons. Lineage: Eukaryota; Metazoa; Chordata; Chondrichthyes; Rhinopristiformes; Pristidae. Gene Ontology annotation, cellular component: lysosomal membrane.
ACGGUAACAGCUUAGUUCAUGGUACAGAGACAGGGAGUGAACAGCAACGCGGAAGAUGGUGCGAUUUGUCUCCAACUUGUACCAUGGCAGCCACAGGUGCCUCUGCUGCCAUGUGCGAACCGGGAGCAUAAUCCUGACCGCUUCUUACACUGUUGUUUGGACAGUAAUGGCUGGAUUUGAACUGGUGAGAUUAUUCAGGCCAGAUUCAAAAGUAGAUGUUUCUUUGAUUGGGCUGCAUUUUGAAGGUGCUUUUCACAGAGUGGACAGUUUUGCAUCUCUUAUGCUUGACAUUUUCCUGACUGCUGUCAGUGGCCUAGGAGUUUAUGGAAUUAUUAAGUAUUAUACACAUUUUCUGACUCCAUUUAUAAUUUACCUGGUAGUGGACUUCACCAUCUAUUGCAUAGAAGUACUUGGCAUCUAUGUUGAGCUACCAGAAUAUGUACAUAUCAAGCAUUAUGUUCAAAAUGUGUUUUAUUUCCCAGAAAGAGAAGCUAUUUCAGGUCCAGGCUCCGGCAAAGCAAUGGUUAUGUAUUCACUUAUGUUCAUAACAGUUAUGCUUCUGAAGUGCUUCUUAAUCAAUGCUGUAUGGAACUGCUUCAAGUUUAUGAAGGAAUUGGAACAAGAGAGCAGCCUGGUGGACACUCUCCUUGACCUUCGUUCCCGGACUCGGCCACCAGCAUACAAAGAUAUUAUGAAGUUGCCAUUACAUGAGGAGGUUGUAAAGAAAGCACCAGAAUUGCCGUUCAAGGAAUUUCCACCUUCCUACACACCAAUGUAAUUUACAGUGGCCUGACGUGAACAUUUGUAUGUUCAUUAACUAUGGAAAAUGUUAACAAUAUUGUACUAGGUAAAAUCCAGAGCUUAGGAAGCAAUAUUCUAUUUGCAAUGAAUGUGCUUUAUAAUUGUUACAUGUGAUUUUUGAGGGUUUGUGUUGUGUAAAUGUAAAUAAUCUCAAAACCUAAACAAGUGGGGACAGUUUGGGUGCAGAGAGUAGUGUCCAUUGUACUUGUUAAAUAGCUAAUUCUGAUACUGACAGCAAUUGAAACCAUGCUUGUGUAUUUAAAUUGGCACAUUCAAUGUUAAAAGUUAAAGCCAACUAGUCAUACUAAGUACUGGGUCAUGGUCAUCCAUUCCUGGACACCGCAGGUGUUUUCCCAGAUAAUUUGAUGGACAUUAUGUCAAACUGAGAAGCAGCCUACAAAUCCUGAAAUAAAAGCAAAAGAAACCUGGAAAUACUCAGCAGAUGCAACUGACUAUAUUUACUAUUGACAAUUGAAAUCCAUCCCAAAAGUUCUAGACCAAUGAGUGUAACUUCUUUAGAAAUGGCAUCAACAGGUCAUUGGGAAUGAAUUUUGAGUGGAUAAUGACUGCACACUUUUCUUCCCCCUUCAUGUACUAAGACUUUGACCCAUGAGGCACUAUAGUCUUUAAAACCAAUUUACUAGCUGAGAAAGAUCCAUUUCCCAUUGUGUUUUUCCUUAUCUGCUAGUUAUAUUCAAGAUCCUCACUGGCACCAAAGUAUACUUCUGACAGUCAUCAGAUGAUGGCCACAACUCAGGAAUUACUUUCUAACAGCUUGGAUAUUAUAGUUGAGCAAAAAAAAAGCAUUACAGCCUAAUUCAACAAUCCUUUAGGUUUUUAAACUAUCAUUUUUUCAUGGACCAACAUGCAAUUUUUUGAAUACUGGAGAAGCACCUGAAUUUAUGGGACAUAUUGCUUUGUCUGUCUCCCGUACUGCAAUCAUCAAUCAUAAAGAAAGUGUGGCAUGUUUGCAUAUAUCGAAGUUUGAUUGUAGAAGAUUCGAGCUUCAGUGGAUUUUUGUCUAGUAGGAAAUUCUCAAAUCAGUUGCCAACUGAGGCACAACACAGCAGAACCCAUUUGUCAAGUGAGCUCCUUGUGUGCUGUUCUUACAAAGCAGAUUCUAAUUGCCUAGUUGACUGAAAGCAGACAUGAAACAUUACAAUCCUUUCAUUCAAAGUAAUAAAGAUGCUCAUGUUUGAAUGACUGAGAUUAACAUUGGCUACCAAGUAUUUGUGCAAUUACACGUGAUAGAUGAGCAAGGCAAAAUAAGGCCAUCUGAAUUGGUUGCUUAACUGUAGCCUCUGCUUUAUUUCCAUGUGAAUUUGGAUCAGAUAGAAGGGAGAAAGAUGCCUUGCUGUUAAUUACUUUGAAUGAAAACUUAAACUACACCUUUUGUAUGUAUUUGAUUUUUGCCACUGGUUUGUAAGGGGGAAAAUAUCUGCUCCCUUAAGGUUGAUGUGGUUAAAUCCUUCAUGUAGAGAAGCUUAAAAAACAAAAAGAUGAUUUUUUUUCCACUUGAAAGGGCUAUGUAUGAAAGCUUCAGACGCUUUCAUUAGCUAUUACAAUUUUCUGAUUGUGUGCAUUUUAGUGUAAAGGCUUUGUAUAGACAGCUGAAGUAUUUUGCUGUUUAUUUCCCAGCUGUUUCUAUAAUAUGCAUAUAAUUUGUGCUUUAAGUGAAAUCAUUCAGUCUGUUUAUAAAAAUUCCUAAUUUAUCAGUGGUAUAGACCAUUUAAAAAGGAGCAUUAGCUUCAUUAUUAGUUCUUCAUUGUUUAAACUCCACAUCUUGUGAGAAAAAGAUGGGGAGCAUUGAAAUGGUUAAGACUUGUAAGAUUUAAAUGUGCCCUUUUAGAUUUGAACUGUAAAAUUGUACAAACAAUGCAAUCGUUCCUUGUAUAUUUGAAGGUUUCUAUAACAUUUUGACAUCUGUGGCACUAUGUUGUGGCUGAACUGUGGCAAUUGCAGCUGUUCUCACAUUUAGUGCAAUCAGUAACAAAUGAUUUUUUUAAGUUGGUUCUUCUGUAAAAUUAGCUUAUUUCCAUGAAUAAAUUAUACAGUCAAUACA